AUGUUCACAUACAGAUACAAGUAUACAGAACCAGAAAUCCGACUGUGCGGAAACCGCGUCCCGCUGAAAACUGAGAUGACCUACUUCGGGAUUGUAGUGGACAGGACACUACUUUUCAAGAGCCUGAUCAAGGCAGUCACAACUAAGGCGGCAGAAAUCAGCAUGCUACUCGCCAGGAUAAUGCCGAAUGUUGAAGGGCCGCGCGAGGACAGGUGGUGCCUUCUAUCCGCAGUAGUGCACUCCGUGCUACUAUAUGGCGCCCCUGCUUGGGCGCACACAAUAGACGUUGACACGUCAUACCUGGUAAUGUGCGUCUCCUCAACAGAGCACAGCGCAGAGUGUUGCUCCGGAGCAUCUGCGCCUACCGCACAGUCUCCGAGUUGGCGGUCAACACAAUCGCAGCGGCCCCUCCGGCGGAUCAGGCGAGCGGCUAUAACCGUCACCACCACCGGGGUAGAACCCAAUAACCUCACCCUCGACAAGUGGCAGGAGAGAUGGUCUACCGGAGAGACUGGCGGCUGGACCAGACGACUAAUCCCAGACGUCCGUAGCUGGUGCAACAGGAGAUACGGUCGGACCAACUUCCACCUCACCCAAUUCCUAUCAGGGCACGGGUGCUUUAGUCAAUACCUCCACCGGAUCUGA
This is a messenger RNA of Macrosiphum euphorbiae (potato aphid), 645 nucleotides long. The record is from the annotation of a GenBank genome assembly. NCBI's taxonomy places the organism in Eukaryota, Metazoa, Arthropoda, Insecta, Hemiptera, Aphididae.